Xenia sp. Carnegie-2017 is the source of this 702-nucleotide messenger RNA. RefSeq names its product serine/threonine-protein kinase/endoribonuclease IRE2-like. Gene Ontology annotation, cellular component: IRE1-TRAF2-ASK1 complex. The transcript has a single exon. The record is from RefSeq and is a predicted model, not a curated record. Bases 1 to 702 code for a protein of 233 amino acids. Lineage: Eukaryota; Metazoa; Cnidaria; Anthozoa; Malacalcyonacea; Xeniidae. Gene Ontology annotation, molecular function: ATP binding; RNA endonuclease activity; protein serine/threonine kinase activity. Gene Ontology annotation, biological process: protein phosphorylation; intrinsic apoptotic signaling pathway in response to endoplasmic reticulum stress; IRE1-mediated unfolded protein response.
AUGCAUCGCGGAAAGUUUGAAAUGAUGCAAAAACAUUGGCUUGAACAUCCAGGUGAUAUUAGAAUUAAAGGCGAUGUACGUGUGAUUUUCAAGGAAAAGUUCUUGAUUAGCAAAGGAAGUGGUGGAACCUUGGUUUAUCUUGGUUUGGGAAAGGAUGGUUAUGGAAAAGCUGUAAAACGAAUCCUUAAAUAUAGCUGUAUCCAUAUUGCUCUACGAGAAAAGAAUGUUUUGAAUGAGCCAAACGCAAAGAAGUCGAAGCAUGUUGUAAAGUAUUUGAACUUCAUAGAAGAGGAAGGAGAAGAUUUUGUCUAUUUGAUAUCAGACUUGUGCGAACAAACUUUGACAAGUUUUGUUGAGUCUACUAGUUUAGAUAAACUUCACGAAGCCCUUCCCGAAAUCCUUAAGCAAAUUUUAAAUGGAUUAUCUGAUCUUCAUAGUGGCCCAAGUUCUAUUCUUCAUCGGGAUUUAAAGCCUUCUAAUGUUCUUCAAGACGUGGAAGGUAAAUUUAUGAUAGCUGACUUUGGCAUUAGUCGAAUAUUGAAAAGUGGCGAUUACUCAACAUAUCAAAGCAGUCCUGGUACAGGCAGUUAUGGUUGGUCCGCUCCUGAAUCCUUGGGUAGUGGACGUUACAAGAAAGAGUCUGAUAUAAUGGUAGAUAUGUUCGUUAAAAAAUAUAUAGCUAUUGCUCAGUUCUGCAAAUAA